Haliotis rubra (blacklip abalone) is the source of this 641-nucleotide messenger RNA. RefSeq lists its product as uncharacterized. The record is from RefSeq and is a predicted model, not a curated record. Lineage: Eukaryota; Metazoa; Mollusca; Gastropoda; Lepetellida; Haliotidae. The coding region runs from base 21 to 464 and encodes 147 amino acids. The transcript has 2 exons.
AAGAUUUCGAAUUGCUUGGUAUGCAUUUUCAGGGUGAGUAUUACUUUGAUAAAUGUUUGCCAUUUGGUUGCUCAAUAUCAUGCUCUGUGUUCGAGAAAUUCAGUACCUUUUUGCAGUUGCACAUCCUGAGACAGUUACCCAAUAGGCAGCUGAUGCACUACCUCGAUGACUUCCUGACAGGGGGACGACACGGGUCCGGGGAGUGUGAACAGAACCUUGGGACAUGCCUGAUGGCCUUGUCCGACUUUGGUGUGCCCAUCGCACACGAGAAAACACUCGGCCCAGCAACAUGCUUGACAUUCCUUGGUCUCGAGAUCGACACAGGGAAUAUGCAGGUCAGAAUACCAACGGGGACGCUGGGUGAACGGGUGCUGGCCGGACGCCUGGGUACCGGACGGUCUGACGAAGGACAUGACACUCCUGGAGCUGUUUCCUAUCGUACUAGCGGUACGGCUCUGGGGUAACUGUUUCGCCAACAAGAAGGUACUUUUCUUCUGUGAUAAUCAAGCAGUGGUUUCCAUCAUCAACAAACAAACAUGUAAGGUGCCCCGUAUCAUGUCCCUUGUCAGACAGCUAGUCCUACUCUGUCUAUCCCAUAACAUAUGGUUCAAAGCAAAAUACAUCAGUACCACAAACAAUGU